This is a messenger RNA of Solea senegalensis (Senegalese sole), 4276 nucleotides long. It is a transcript of the gene otol1b, whose product is annotated as otolin 1b. The transcript is spliced from 5 exons. Gene Ontology annotation, molecular function: protein binding. The record is from RefSeq and is a predicted model, not a curated record. NCBI's taxonomy places the organism in Eukaryota, Metazoa, Chordata, Actinopteri, Pleuronectiformes, Soleidae. The coding region runs from base 1651 to 3117 and encodes 488 amino acids.
UUCUUCAAUCAUUUGUGGUAUAACCCGGGAUUGGGUCUGGCGGGCCUAACAAAAUCCUUUUGUCGACCAACUUUGGCCUGCGGGUCCUAUUUUGGACAUUUCAGGUAUAUACAUUCACUGCAGCUCCAACAUCUCCUGAACAUGAAUGGGGUUAAUGAAAGGUAAUACAUGUUGCUCGUUCUGCUCGACUGCACCUGCUGGGUAAGUUAACUCUUCCUUAUCCACUGAGUAUAUAGAGUGUGUGGCUGGAGGCCGAGGGCAAGGCAGGUGCCAGUUUUGAAUGAAUGGACAGGUGAGAGGCGCCCGGCUCCUCUGUGACCAGCUGGGCACUGUAAGCUGACCGCUGUUGUUGUGUGUGGUCCUGAAUGGAGUGGAGAGACUCCAAGGUCGAGGUCGGGCAUGAAGAAACCCAAGGGAACCCCACUUUCUCUCAGUCUCAGGACUCGGCCCGCAUAUCUUACACGCAGGGGCAAGUCAGGGAUACAUCACCUGAGCUGCUGGGAAGGAGGGAAAAAUGUAAACGGAGGCAAGGAGAUAAAGACGAAGACGUGUACAUGGGCAGAUAGACAUAGUUUAGACAAACACAAUCUUCUCCUCCUUAGUAGCUCCAGCACCAAAACCCCUCUCUGUUUCCCAAAUUAAUUUCCCGUCUUCCUGCUCACUCAUCAUAGCUGGUCAUAGAUCUCUCUGAGGACAUGAGGUCUUCGACGAGUGAGGCGUGUCCGCUGCUCCUCAAACAUCCACUUCCAACGGCAAGUGGAGGCUUUCCACCAGACAAACAGCAGCAAGCAUCAUUUUUUUGAUAAAAACCCGACGCUAUCUUGUUUCACCACCAAUAAUGAAUCAUUGUGUGGCCGCAGUUUGAAUCAUAGUUUGCAAACGUAGCUGCAGAAAGUUGAUCAGAGCGAGCAGGCGAGCAUUACAACUGCACUGAUCUAAGGGAGAUAAGCUGGUACCUAACAAACAGCUCAGGUUUAGCAGGUGUUGACUGAGGAGAUUAUCAGCACUCUUCAGACUUAAGCCUUCUCCUGGAUCUUCACCAAAUACCAGUAGCCCGGUUUUAAAGCAAUUUUUAAUUAACUCUGGCACAUGGUCAUGAAAGUCAACCUGUAUGAAUCUGCUUAGAAAUAUAUAAUAAAAAUGGUUGGUACCUUCCUGACUGCAGCUUCUUGCAGAAAGCUGCACAAUCCUUCACUUAAAAAAAGGCCAUUGUAGUGCACUGGCCUCUGUCACAGACCCCUCUUUGCUGGGCUUUGUCCCACUGCAGGAGCGCAGGUAGCAGGUUGGAUGUUGAAGAAAAGCCUCACGUAUCAGGUGACCCAUUGCCCCACAGCCUUUACUCCUCGCCCAGCUCGCAGCGAUGGAGUGCUCCUGGCGGCCGCUGUAUCCCGUGUCACAAAAGCACCUUUCUACACAAGAGGCCUCAGAGAAUGGGCCACAGCACAGUGGUUCACCUUGGGUCAGCUCCAGCCUGCCGUAGUUGGAUUUCAGACCUCCCCCCUUGCCUCCAGAAAACAGCCUCAUUGGUGGGGAUGUUCUUUCACCCAAGCCUGGCAGAGAUAUCAGAGAGACCUGGAGCUCCUGCUGCUGCUUCCAAUACACCACCGGACAGGAUGAGUGACCAUACGACUUACACAUAACUGGUCAACCAUGAGGAUAAUCUGGUGUCAGUGGACUCUUGUGGCCGCCGUGGUGCUCACGCUCACCGCGGUGUCCGGUGCCGAAGCAAAGACGACACCGAAGCCAAAGUACCAGUUCACCAAGAAGCCCGUCUCUCAGGUGACACAGCAGCACAGUCCAGUGACCAUCAGCUCGCCCAAGACAGUCAAGGUCGGGGCCACCGCAAACCCCGUGGAGCCCCACCCACUGCCACUCACAGAGAGGACCACCCACCCCAACCAUGUCUUCCCUCAGUACCACUCUGUGAGCACUGAGCCCCCUGGUGUUGGUCUUGAGAACUACACACUGGAUUACAAUGAGUGCUACUUCAAUUUCUGUGAGUGCUGUCCUCCAGAGAGAGGCCCCCAGGGGCCAAAGGGAGACAGGGGCCUGCCAGGACCACCAGGCGAGAGAGGUCUCGCAGGGGCAGCAGGAUCACCAGGACCACCAGGUGUGAGUGGUCCUGUGGGAUUAAAAGGAAACAAAGGAGAUCGAGGUGACAGAGGAACCAGUGGGACAGCCGGGUCACCGGGUGUUCCAGGGAAACCAGGACAAAAAGGUGAUUUUGGCUCAAAAGGUGAGAAGGGGGAAACAGGGCCACAAGCUGUCAAAGGCAAUAGUGGCGAGAAAGGGGAACCAGGCCAGAUGGGAAGCCCAGGUGAGAAGGGAGAACCAGGAAAAGAGGGGCCAGCUGGACCUCCAGGAGUGGCUGUUGAACUAGGUCCAAAAGGAGAAAAAGGGGACAGGGGGGAGUGUAGCACAUACGGGGAGAAGGGUCAGAAAGGUGAGCGAGGAGAUCCUGGGCCCUCUGGCAUCCCAGGACUCAUGGGCAUUCCAGGAAUGAAUGGCAAGCACGGUUCCCCAGGUCCGGUAGGUGUCCGAGGGGAUCAGGGACCUCCUGGACCUACAGGAGAACCAGGAGUGCGAGGUCCACAGGGACUACAAGGCAUGCGAGGGAUGCACGGGCCAAAGGGGGACAGAGGCUAUCCUGGGAUGAGAGGUGAGCGAGGCAUGCGUGGAAUGAAAGGGGCUAAAGGAUCGGGAGUUCCUCAGAAACGCUCUGCCUUCAGUGUGGGCAUCUCUCCAAAAAAGUCCUUCCCUCCCUCUGGCUUCCCAAUCCGCUUUGACAAAAUCUUCUACAAUGAAGAGAACCAUUUCAAUGUCACGUCCAGCAGCUUCACCUGUGUCAUUCCUGGGGUUUAUGUCUUCUCCUUCCACAUCACUGUGCGCAACCAGCCGCUGCGAGCCACACUGGUGGUAAACGGGAAGCGGCGGGUGAGGACCCGGGACUCUCUGUAUGGUCAGGACAUUGACCAGGCGUCCACUCUGGUGGUGCUGCAGCUGGCACUGGGUGACGAGGUGUGGAUGGAGACACUCAGAGACUGGAACGGGGUGUACGCCAGCAGUGAGGACGACAGCAUCUUCUCUGGGUUUCUGCUGUACCCUGACACGCCCUGACUCUCAGCAGUGAUAGUCUCUUCUUCUAUCACACUGAUCCGCCGUGAGCACACACUGUUGAUGCAGCUUUAACAUACUCAUGAGCUACUCUAAAGCUGCAGUGUACACCUGUCUGAAUAUCUGAAGAGUGCGUUGUAGGAGCAUCUACUUGUGUUACUGUGGUUUUUGUUGGUUUUAUAACAGUUGGCAUCUGUCUUCUCCUCCUCUUUUCUUCUCCCUUUCUUCCUCCCUUGUGUGCAGAGAAAUUAAUGGAAUCCUUCACACUCUCGUUAAAGGCAGGUAGGACAACAUUUUCUCCCUCAGUUACAUGAACAUAGAACAAAUAUAAAUGUGUAUGGCAUUUUAGAGUUUUGCAAAUGUACACUACUCAACAAAAUGUGUAACAUUAGUUUAAUUAGCAGAAAUGUUACAUAUUAUAUCUUCAAUAAUUAACUUCUCAGUACAAAUAUGAGUCACUUGUGAUGCUUUUCAGUUGAGAAGUCUUGUAAUUUAACAUAUUUUGUGUUACUUAACCUUUACACAUUUUAGCCUAAAGUAUUAAUUUUACGAGUUGAGUUGAGUUAGUUUAUUUCACAGUCACAUGUUUUCACAAGUAAGCACAGGUACAUUUGUGUUGACACAUUUAAAACACACAUUCUUAUCAAGUAAAUAGCAGCAUUCAGCACAUAAAGAAAUAGACCGGAAAGGUGCAGGCGGAAGCUCAAGCUUAUGUUACCUGUCAGCGUGUGAUUUAUAAAACAAAAAACCAAAAACCCUUAUAAUCAAAACAAUAAAACAAAAUAAAUAAAAUUAGUUAAAUGUCAUGUUUACCCCCAUGUUACUUAUUUUACCCCCAAUCAUGUUCCAUUUCAAUUUCAACAUCUCAUUCUGUCUGUUUUGCCCUUUCUCACACCCUGACCACAGCCCUGACCACUGUCCUGACCUCUGCCCUGACCUCUGCCCUGACCUCUGCCCUGACCAUUGUCCUGACCUCUGUCCUGACCACUGCCUCCUCUCUGACCUUUAGGUCACUUCUUACCAACAUUUGUUGUUGCUGCUGCCCACUAGUGGACUUUAAAAGUAUUGCAGGUGGACCACGCUGAGCUGUAAAAAAAUACUGCUAUUUAUCUUUUACUAUUCAUUUAAAACAUAUAUUCUAAUAUAUAUAUAAAAUCAAAAU